CCUAGCUGUGUCCUGCACACGGCCCUCUGUAGUGACCUGAACCAUUUUUGUCAAGGAGAAGCACGAGAGUCAAGUCGAAGCAGCAACACCGGCAGCAGUGAAGCAUCUAAAUGAGAGGAGAGCAGCGCGAGGCGCAUGUGAGCCAUCAGAAAUCAUCAUUUACUAAAUAUACAGGACAACGCGAAUAGCCUUGGACAUUUCUUUAUCCGGGAAAGCCUGUCAUGUAACAAUGAGGACAUAAAUAUCACCUCUCUCCAUGUCAUCGCGUUAAUAUUCCAUUCGCACGUGAUUUUGAAGAAGAGAUUUAAGAUUGUUCAGGCACGCUUCCUGCCCUUCAUCCCAAACCAAAAACUUUGCACCCCUAAGGAACGAGUGACUUAUCAAAUGCCCAAAAACAGCAGAUCCGUCAAGAGAGAGCUUGACGAUGAUGUCACCGAGUCUGCCAAAGAUCUGCUUUCCAAUGAGGAUGCAUGUGACGAGCCGUUUCAGAAGAGCACAGUAAGCCUGCGAAACGCAGCCAGCUGUGAGGAGCAGCAAGUGGAAGAAGGCUCUGAUGAUCCAGAGGAAGAGGAAGAUGAAGGUGAGGAACGACCUGCGUGGAGCAGCAAGCUCCAGUACAUCCUUGCGCAAGUGGGCUUUUCAGUGGGCCUCGGCAACGUCUGGAGAUUCCCAUACCUGUGCCAGAAAAAUGGGGGUGGAGCCUACCUGGUACCCUACCUCAUCCUGCUGGUGUUGAUUGGGAUCCCGCUGUUCUUCUUGGAGCUGGCUGUGGGCCAACGUAUUCGCCGUGGCAGCAUCGGUGUCUGGAACUACAUCAGCCCUCGACUGGGUGGCAUCGGCUUUGCCAGCUGUGUGGUGUGCUUCUUUGUGGCUCUUUAUUACAAUGUCAUCAUCGGCUGGAGCCUGUUUUACUUCUCACAGUCCUUCCAGCAGCCUCUGCCCUGGCACGAGUGUCCUCUGGUCAAAAACAAGACCACCACAUAUGUGGUGCCCGAGUGCGAGAAGAGCUCGGCCACUACCUACUACUGGUACCGUCAGGCUCUGGAUAUAUCCGACUCCAUCUCAGAGAGUGGAGGACUCAACUGGAGGAUGACUUUGUGUCUGCUGGCUGCGUGGUCCAUGGUGUGUCUGGCCAUGAUCAAAGGCAUUCAGUCCUCAGGGAAGGUGAUGUACUUCAGCUCCCUCUUCCCCUAUGUGGUGUUAAUCUGUUUCCUGGUGAGGGCUCUGCUACUGAAAGGUUCUGUGGACGGCAUCAUCCACAUGUUCACCCCCAAGUUGGAGAUCAUGCUGGAAGCCAAAGUGUGGCGUGAAGCUGCUACACAGGUGUUCUUCGCUCUCGGCUUGGGCUUCGGUGGCGUCAUUGCCUUCUCCAGUUACAACAAGCGCAACAACAACUGCCACUUUGACGCAGUUCUCGUCUCCUUCAUCAACUUCUUCACGUCUGUGCUGGCCACGCUCGUGGUGUUCGCCGUGCUCGGCUUUAAAGCCAACAUCAUGAACGCCAAGUGUGUCGAACUAAACACAAAAAAGAUUGUUGGAUACCUGGGCAACGAGGUAAGCGCUACCCUCAUUCCUCGUCACGUCAACUUAAGCCGUGCGAGCACAGAAGACUACCAGCUUAUGACCAGCAUCAUCCGUGACGUCAUGGAGAAUGAUUAUCCUCGCCUGGGACUGGACAGCUGUGAUAUCAAAGAGGAACUUAACAAGGCAGUGCAGGGCACAGGACUCGCUUUCAUUGCCUUCACUGAGGCCAUGACCCACUUCCCUGCCUCUCCUUUCUGGUCAGUCAUGUUCUUCCUCAUGUUGGUGAACCUGGGGCUGGGUAGUAUGUUUGGCACAAUCGAAGGCAUCAUCACACCCCUUGUGGAUACUUUUAAAGUGCGCAAGGAAUACCUGACAGUCGGCUGCUGUUUGCUGGCAUUCAGUAUUGGUCUAAUAUUUGUCCAGCGAUCAGGCAACUACUUUGUAUCCAUGUUUGAUGACUACUCUGCUACGCUGCCUCUCCUCAUCGUAGUCGUUCUGGAAAACGUGGCUGUAGCCUGGGUCUAUGGCACUGAAAAGUUUUUCAAGGAUCUAAAGGACAUGCUGGGUUUCACUCCUUUCCGUUAUUACUACUACAUGUGGAAGUAUGUUACUCCUCUGCUGCUGCUAACCUUGCUGUCUGUUAGCGCUUACCAGCUUGGCAGGAAUCCUCCCAGCUACAGUGCCUGGAACCAGGAGCUGGCUCAGGAAAGAUCACUCGGUUAUCCUCCAUGGGGCCUGGCUGUCUGUAUCUCACUAGUGAUCGCUGCAAUUUUGCCUGUCCCUGUGGUGUUUGUGUUGCGGUAUUUCAACUGUAUUGACGAGCAGACCAGCGGCUUGUCCUCUAUCUCCUACAAGAAGGGCCGGAUCAUUAAAGAAAGUGUUCACAGAACAAGGCAAGAGGAGGGAGAUGACACCAGUCUUCUCCAGGGAAAGACACCAAGUGACGCUCCUUCUCCCAUGCCACCUAAUAGUAUGAACCGUAAACAGAGCAGCUCCACGGCUCAGGCCGAGUCUGCCUCCAACGGCCAUUUCAGCAUCGGGUAUCUCAUGGCUGACAUGCCAGAUAUGCCAGAGUCAGACUUAUGAAGGCAAAUCAUGUUUUUUCUCUCAGAGCUCAAGUUCAGGGCUUACAUGUGAACAUAAAUCAGUUCAUUUGCCAUUCCACAGUAUCUGUGAUCCAAAAUUAACAUUCCAUCUCACCUGUAUUAGCGCACAGAUCUUUACACCCACCCUUCAAUUCACCUCCUCUACCCCUACCACUCAUUCUGUUGUCAUGAAAAACAGCAUUUCAUCUAUAGCUACUGUAGACACACAUGUAGCCCUACACAUUGCCCAGGUCUUGUGCACACCCUUUCUUUCCCUGUUUCCUCUCAGGUCACAGGAGAUGUUUAACCUCUGGGUUUAAUUCUGUAAAUACUGAUCAUGUAUGGAGUAAAGACAGUUACUGAUCACUAACACGAUUAGAAACAGCUUAGCAGCUUUGAAAGCUUUUAGAAUGUACUGUAAGCAUCAAAUGUGAAAUAACAUGCAAUAUUACAUUUAUUAGGUACAGUUAUGAUGUGCACCAUACGAAUGACGUAAAAACGAUUGUUCAAUUAAUGUGUGCCUAAUAAUUUGUUUAUACAUUGCAGCUGUUGUAAAUUUUAAGCUAUUCUGUAAAUAUAUAUUAUAUUUAUCUGAGGAUAGUUUGAAUAUCAAAACAUGCUUUUGGUAAAAAACAAACAAACAAACAAACAAAAAAAUCCCUAAAUGCUAUCUUGUUUUAUGUUUAUGUAAUGUCUCUCUAUGGCUGUUUGGCAGUUUAUUAAAUGUAAAUAAUUUUCCUUGAAAAUGCUUUGACUUUGUCCCCCCAGUAUUACAAUUAAA
Molecule: messenger RNA, 3390 nt
Organism: Tachysurus vachellii
Lineage: Eukaryota; Metazoa; Chordata; Actinopteri; Siluriformes; Bagridae
Gene: slc6a15
Product: solute carrier family 6 member 15
Exons: 13
Coding region: 385-2610 (741 amino acids)
Biological process (GO): sodium ion transmembrane transport; L-leucine transport
Cellular component (GO): plasma membrane
Molecular function (GO): proline:sodium symporter activity
Source: RefSeq, a predicted model, not a curated record